AUGGCCGCAGCCAACCAGGAUGACCACGGCGAAUUGCCAAGAAGCAGCCAAGACCAAGUCAAUGACCCGCUAUCUUUAUCUGCACCUGUAAGACCUCAAUCAGAGCCGCAACAUUCUCCUUCGACUGCAGGGUAUAGUGCAUCGCUGUUUCGUCGCUGCAAAUCCGCUUUGAUCAAGUUCUUCUCUUUCAUUGGCCCUGGUUUCAUGAUUGCUGUCGCUUAUAUUGACCCCGGAAACUACGCGACAGAUAUCGCUGCCGGCGCGUCUUAUCGCUUCAAAUUGCUCUUCAUUGUCCUUCUGUCUAACCUCUUUGCCAUAUUCUUGCAAAGUCUUGCUAUCAAACUGGGCACUGUCAGUGGACUUAAUUUGGCUGAGGCUUGUCGAGCAUUCUUGCCUCGGUGGCUUAACCUUAUUCUCUAUGUCUUCGCUGAAAUCGCGAUCAUAGCUACAGACAUUGCCGAGGUGAUUGGCUUUGCGAUAGCACUCAACCUCCUCUUCCCAAAGGUCCCUUUAGUGGCAGGAUGUGCCAUCUCCAUUGCAGAUGUUAUGGUGAUCCUUCUUUUCUACAACCCUGACAAAUCGAUGAAAGGUCUUAGAAUAUUUGAAUUCUUUAUCCUAUUCUUAGUCAUGGGUGUAGUAAUCUGCUUCUGCAUUCAGUUGUCUAUGAUAGAGAACACCUCAGUCGGAGAGGUAUUCAAGGGCUACUUGCCGUCGAGCAGUAUAGUCGAGCAACAAGGAUUAUACCAGGCAUGUGGUAUCCUCGGUGCUACUGUUAUGCCGCACAGUCUCUACCUAGGUUCAGGCAUAGUCCAACCUCGUCUGCGUGAGUACGAUGUGAAGCGAGGCUUAGUCCCCGCCCAGCCGUCUUCGGACAGGGCAUCGGGCAACCGAAUUGAUGAAAAGACUUAUUAUAUCCCCUCACUGGCGGCUAUUCGGUCCUCACUCAAGACCUCAAUCGCUGAACUUGUAAUUGCGCUCUUUACCUUUGCUCUAUUCGUCAAUUCGGCCAUCCUCAUCGUUGCAGGUGCAUCUCUGUACAACAACCCUGAUGCUAUCGAUGCCGACAUAUUCAGCAUCCACGAUUUGCUCGCGUCAUCUAUAUCGCCUGCAGCAGGAGUAUUGUUCGCGCUCGCGUUGCUCUUAUCUGGCGUCACAGCUGGAAUUGUCUGUACAAUCGCCGGUCAAAUGGUCAGCGAGGGCGCUCUGAAUGUCCAGAUGCGUCCCUGGCUACGCCGUCUCAUGACAAGAAGCAUCAGCAUCACGCCGAGCAUCAUCAUCGCUGGUUCAGUGGGAAAGUCUGGAUUGAGUGCUGCUCUCAAUGGUACGCAGGUUGCGCUUAGUAUCAUUCUGCCUUUCGUCACAGCUCCUCUGAUUUAUUUCACGAGUCGGAAUAAGUACAUGACGGUGAGAUCUGGUCCUGCCCGCUUUCAUAUCGAAGGUAGUGGGGAUGACAUGACUAUGGCCCAACAGAGACAGGUGACGAUGGGACAAGGAGAUGAGGAAGCUGAAGUUAAAAUGGGCAACGCAUGGUAUACAACCAUCCUUGCGGUGCUGAUAUGGCUUUUGAUUGCUAUUAUGAAUGUGGCUAAUCUGGUUCUCCUUGGCAAGGGUCAGUAG
Fusarium sp. VM40 is the source of this 1617-nucleotide messenger RNA. Lineage: Eukaryota; Fungi; Ascomycota; Sordariomycetes; Hypocreales; Nectriaceae. The record is from the annotation of a GenBank genome assembly.